AACUUCUCACUUUAAAAAUAAUAAUAAUUAUUAUACUUUUAUUUAUUCGAAUUCAUUAAAAAAAAAUCUGCAUAUAAAAAUUAACCCAAAAAAAUUAUUUGAAACAUUGUUUUCAAAGAAGCGUUUGAAACAAUUAGUUUUUUAGUUCCUUCACAGAGCUAUGUUCUUCUGUUGCAAACAAAUAUUUUCAAUAUCUCCAAUCACUUGCUGGUGAAGGAAAGCCCCGACUUAUAACAUGAGCUCUGUAUCCUUUUUAGCCAAAUAGUUUACUUUGAAGAUCGUAUUCCAUUUAAAAUCUUUUGUGGAAACUUGUUCAGGACUUUCGUUUUAAUCCAAGUGAAAGGAGUUAAAAUGAAGCGUGCAUGUAGUUGUUGUUUUGAUGAAAUGACAGCAGGAAUCAUGUGAUUUCGAUCACCCAAUAGAAUUAAAGUAUAAGUCAGCGUCACCUGCGCAGAUAAGUGCGCGCGAGACGAUCCCAAUCCAAAAUGCCGUCUAGUUCAGAAGGGAAGUCCGUUUCGUCAACAACGCAAGCAGAGAAACCUAUUCACUACACAUAUUUAAAGGAAUUUCGCGUGGAGCAGUGUCCGCUGUUCCUGCAGCACAAAUGCACACAACAUAAACCCUUCACGUGCUUCUAUUGGCAUUUUAUGAAUCAACGUCGACGGAGGCCUGUCAGAAGAAGAGAUGGUACUUUUAAUUAUAGCCCUGAUGUGUACUGUUCAAAAUAUGACGAGACGACUGGUAUCUGCCCCGACGGAGACGAUUGUUCCUAUCUUCAUCGCACUGCUGGAGAUACAGAAAGACGUUACCAUCUUAGGUAUUAUAAAACAGGUGUGUGUGUUUAUGACACAGAUAGCAGAGGGUAUUGUGUUAAAAAUGGACCACACUGUGCUUUUGCUCAUGGGAUCCAUGAUCUGCGAAAUCCUGUAUAUGAUCUUAGAGAGUUGCAGGCAAUGGAAUCUAAUGAAGAAGGACCAAAUGGAAUAUCCGGUCCCAAUAACUUAGACAAAGAAAGAAAUGCUUUAAAUGAAGAUCCCAAAUGGCAAGAUACCAAUUAUGUUUUAGCAAAUUACAAAACAGAACAAUGUAAAAGGCCCCCUCGGUUAUGUAGACAAGGUUAUGCUUGUCCCUCUUUCCAUAACAAUAGGGAUCGUAGGCGAAGUCCUAAGAAAUGUAAAUAUAGAUCAACCCCUUGCCCUAAUGUGAAGCAAGCAGAUGAGUGGGGAGACCCUGCAAAUUGUGAAAAUGGCGAUGGUUGUCCUUAUUGUCAUACACGUACAGAACAACAAUUUCAUCCAGAGAUUUACAAAUCCACAAAGUGCAAUGAUAUUUUACAAACUGGAUAUUGUCCCCGUGGUCCUUUCUGUGCUUUUGCUCAUGUAGAUAAGGAAAUAUCAGCAGUCCGAGAUUUAGGACCUGACCACACUACAGAUUUAGCAGCAAUUUUAUCUAGUGCCCUGCCCCCAUCAACAAGCACACAAAAUCAACACAUUCCUGAAAAUCAAGACGAGGCCCAAAUUCAAAAAACUGACCUAACAGCGGCAGAGCAAGAUCAAGAAAAUGCAAAUCGUACUUCUAACUCUUUGCCUGAAGUUCAGCCAAAUGCUUUAGAUCAAUACCCUUCUUCAAAUCAUCCUUUACCAACUCCGAUAAGCAGGCCAAGAUCAUAUAGUUCCUCAACAAAUCAUUCUGGUGAUUCUAUGACACACUACCCUAAGGCACCUGGUUCUGAAAGGGAAGACAGAGAGGCAUGCAUACGGCGUCAGUUGCAAGCAAUAGAUGAUGAUCCUAAAUUAGAUUCAAUGGAAAAAGCUCGCCGAAAGCAAAGUAUUCACUUAGCAUGUGAUGUUUCCUUAAGUCAUUUAUCAAGCUCUAUGAAAACUAUGUCCCCUUUAGCAACAUCUUUUUAUCCUGCAGCUGACACUGUAGAAUCAGUUGUUGGAAAUGCAUUAGAUGAUUUAAAUAUAGAAGACAUUAAUGUAGAAGCAUCUUUAAAUAGGGAAUUAAUUAAUGAUUCUGUUUCUGGAAGCAAUUCUAUAACAGGAAUAAGUGGGUCAAGUUUAUUAGGUGCUUCAGCUCCAGUAAAUAUUCCUUGUAGUGGUGACAUUCAUGAUAGAGUGCUAACUAAUUUAUCCCCACCUGUUACAUCUCCUUUAGGUUCUUUAUCUCAUAGUUUACAAUUAGGUUCAUCAUCUCUCACUCAGGCUGACCAUUCAUUAGACAAAGCAGCAGCAGCAUUUUAUUCAGGGUCUUUCACAAAUUCUAAGUUCCACUACCCUGGUUCUAGUUUAUAUGACUUUACAGCACCACAGAAUAUGUCGCCUUCUAACAGAAUAGGAGCACAGCAGUCUUUAGUUCAUGGAUUUAAUUCUUUAGGAUCUUCGAAUAUCACAGAUAUUCAGAGGAUACGGGAUGAAUUUUCUUCAAAUAGGCUAAAGAUGCCAUGGGAGGAAAAUUCAAUGCAAUCUAGAUCUGUUUAUCAAACGUGUGAAGCAUGGAAACGAGAAGCUGAAGAAUCUUCAAGGAGAGAACGCUUAGUAGAACAACAAAGAGACGAGGCAUUAACAAAAGUAAAUAACCUACAAAAACAAUUAGAUGAUUUAACUGGUGGACCUUUUCUUCACACACUAACUAGGAUAUCAGAAUUAGAGACUUUACCUUUAAGCAAAUUAAAACAACUUCAAGAACAACUUAGGGAAGACUUAGAAAAAAUAGAUAAGGUUGUAUUUUAUCAAACUGCUACUAAAUGUAUGAUAUGUGAAGAACGCAAUCGUAGUGUUACAGUGGUGCCGUGCAGUCAUUAUGUUUUAUGUAAUCAGUGUGCUCCACACCAAAAGAACUGCCCUUAUUGUAGAGAAGAAAUUACAUCAUUAUCUAAUGCAUCUUUAUAAGAAUAAUUGUUUUUAGGUUUUUGAGAUUGAAAUUUUAAUAUAGUUCUCUCCUGCUCGCUGUGAACAUCAUAUAUAUAUAUUUCCAUUUGUAUAAUGUACAACUCUGUAAAUGAAACAAAUUAUUCCAGAUUUUAUCUACUGUGUUGUUGGACAUUGUAAUGUGACUGAA
Uloborus diversus is the source of this 3060-nucleotide messenger RNA. It is a transcript of the gene unk, whose product is annotated as putative E3 ubiquitin-protein ligase UNKL. NCBI's taxonomy places the organism in Eukaryota, Metazoa, Arthropoda, Arachnida, Araneae, Uloboridae. Gene Ontology annotation, molecular function: metal ion binding. The coding region runs from base 486 to 2891 and encodes 801 amino acids. The record is from RefSeq and is a predicted model, not a curated record. The transcript has 16 exons.